GGCUGCUGACCUUGCUGAUGUCCUCUGUUGCUCCACCGCUGCCUCCUGCCCCGGGCAGCCCCCUGUCAGACAGUGAGUACCAGCAAUUCUUUGCCAACCUGCAGCCCCUCUGGAUGGCGGAUGUGUCCUGGUCGGUUGGUUUCGGCUGCCUCAGCCCCGCCAUCCUGCAGCUGGACCAGGAGGAGAACCAUGGCCGUGUCCCCAAAGGGCCCGUCUGCUCUGACUUCCCGGAGGCACCGUGGUUUCAGACCUUCUGCGAGUUCGCCCAGUACCGCUGCUUCAAACGCCAGUUCUACACCAAGCGAAUCCCGUGUCUGAGUUUGUCUCCUCAAAAAAACCUUCUCCUCCCGACGGAGCGACCUCAUGCUGUGGGCUCCUGGGCAAGGGAUGAAAGCCCCCCUACGGAAGAAGGUACGACUUCUGUCUUGCCUGCUGAUGCCCUGCUGCAUGCCAACGUGGAUGCUCUCCUGAAGUACUCCUACGCACUGUCGGGUCAGAAACCGCUGCCGAGGAAGCUCCCGCCGGCGCCAGGGGUGCCAAGACCUCCGCAGCACAGGGGGCUGCCUGUCCUCCCACUGACCCUGCCGGUCCCGACUGCCCCUGCCCCCUCACCUCCCAGGCUGGGAUCCCCUCCCGGGGCAGAGCAACCCUGGGAGCAACGCCUGCAGAACAGCAUCUGGCAGCUGAUCCACUUGGCCCUCUCCUUGGAGACAUCCCUAGGCACCGAGGGCUCUUCUCCAGACUCCAGCACCAAGCCUGACCCAGGGAGCACAUCAGCCAGCGCCGAGGAGAGGACGCAGGAAGCAGCCCCCCGUGGCAGCCUUUUAGCCCUGAAGAAGGACGAGGCAGUGAUGAUCCUGUGCUAUGCAAUGCUGGAAGGAAACUGUCUCUCGUCGGUGGUCACCCAGGCCUGGAAGGAGAUGGAAGAAAGAGUCCUUGGGUUCGGAGAUUCGGUGUGUGACAGCCUUGGGCGGCAUCACAUGGACCUGUGCCCUAACUGCGCUUUCUGCUCGCUGAAGAGGGAGCAGUGUCCAAACAUCAAAAACCUGAACCGUGUUCACUGUGAGACAGGCAGCUUCACCACCUACAUCAACCCUCAGAUCUCAGCCCAGUACCAGGCUGCAGGCAACAAGACCAGCUCCCCAGAGACCUCGGAGUACUAUGGCAUGGAGGUUUUCAGAGGGCUGAGGGCGGAGUACUGGUGCAGCCGGAUGGCCAUCCGUGGCUGUGAGGACCCUCGUGUGACCCUCUGGCUGAAGGCAGAGUACACUGCCUUCCAAGACAGAGAUGCCCCGAGCCAGAUCUGUGACUCGGGUGGAGUUCAGCACCCCAGCUACUGUGCGUUCAAGAGCCACCAGUGUCUGCAGCAGAGCCUCUACAACCAGAAGGUGUCUCGCCGUGGCUGCUACAGAAACGAGACGUACCGGGUGCUGAGUGAGAAGGAGGGAGGGGAGGAGGUGCAGCUGUGGCACCAGAUGUUCCUCAGCCUCACCAAGGGGUGA
Messenger RNA from Fulmarus glacialis (Northern fulmar), 1502 nucleotides. It is a transcript of the gene ACRBP, whose product is annotated as acrosin binding protein. NCBI's taxonomy places the organism in Eukaryota, Metazoa, Chordata, Aves, Procellariiformes, Procellariidae. Gene Ontology annotation, cellular component: nucleus; acrosomal vesicle. The record is from RefSeq and is a predicted model, not a curated record.